Molecule: messenger RNA, 1122 nt
Organism: Symbiodinium sp. CCMP2456
Lineage: Eukaryota; Dinophyceae; Suessiales; Symbiodiniaceae
Source: the annotation of a GenBank genome assembly
AUGUUUCCAUUUCACCCAUGGCCGUGGCAACUCUCGCUGUUGAUUCUGGCAGGAUCUUCGGUGGCCGAGGACCUUGCUUGGCAAGACACUUUGCCUUUGGAUGAGGUGCACGUGUCACUCCUGCAGCUGUCCCUGGAGAGCGAUGCGGGGCACUGGCAGAAUCUCACGAAGGAGAUAUUCGAAAUCGACGGCCUCACAACUCAAAACGAGGUCCCUGAUCUUCGUGAUUUCUAUGACCCACAGAAUGCAGCCAUUACCUUUUACGUGAUGUGCUUUGUCUUGAUUCCCUUUGCCGCUUACAUGGUGGUCGCACCAGACUGGCUUCUGGUAUCCAUGGUGGGAUGCUUAGAUUCGGUUUGCACGGAGCUGCCGAUCGCCAUCUUCCCUCUCUUGGCUCCCGACUUCAUGUCGGUAGCCGCCCUCGUUGCCGCCAAGCCACUGGCACAAGCCCUGACCUCGCCUUUCAGCAUGAGGCUCGUGCGCUGCCGAGAGCUUUUCUUCACUCAGAUUGGCCUUGCCCUGCAAAUAAGCGGGCUAUUGAUCCAGGCGCUGAUGCCCAGUUUCAGCUUCUUCUGCAUCGCACGCGCGCUACAGGGGAUCGCCUCGGCUCUUCUAAUACAGGCGAGCCCCCUGACGACGAAUCGUUUCGAGGCGGCGCAGAGCGGCAUCGCAGUCAAGUUCAUCUACGCCGGCCUCGUCUGCGGCACCCCUUUCGGUGCUCUCACCUUCUCAAAGGAGCCCUUUCUGCCUUUCCUAUCGCUGGCUUUGGCCGAGCUGGUUCUUUUGAUAGCGAUUUGGCUCAGCUGGGGCGGCCUUGAGGAAGAGAAGGCAACGGAACCAGACACCGCUACAUUCUUUGACGUCAUGUAUGACCGCGUGACCCUGAAGCCGAUCCUGCUCGUCUCCCUGCUUCUAAUGUUCACCGGAGCACUCCAGACAGUUACGCCUCGACUUCUGCAGGAGGAAUACAAUUUCUCUGUGGUGAUGUCUGGCAUGGCGUGGAUGUUUCAGACGUGGCCCUCUGUGUUCCUAGUCUUUGCUCUGGGUCCCGUCGCCCGCUUCAUCGGAUUUCCAUUGCUGAUGGUGGGCUCGCUGGUCGUGGCAGGCUUGGAUUGGGCUUGA